This is a messenger RNA of Fusarium coffeatum, 1335 nucleotides long. RefSeq lists its product as uncharacterized. Gene Ontology annotation, molecular function: sarcosine oxidase activity; flavin adenine dinucleotide binding; saccharopine oxidase activity. The record is from RefSeq and is a predicted model, not a curated record. Bases 1 to 1335 code for a protein of 444 amino acids. NCBI's taxonomy places the organism in Eukaryota, Fungi, Ascomycota, Sordariomycetes, Hypocreales, Nectriaceae. The transcript has 2 exons.
AUGGCUUCAACUCUUACUAAAGAAUCCUCCAUCCUUAUCGUUGGUGGCGGAACAUGGGGAUGUUCAACCGCUCUCCAUCUCGCUCGUCGAGGGUACACCAAUGUCACUCUCCUCGACGUCAACCGCAUCCCAUCACCUAUCUCAGCAGGUCAUGAUGUAAACAAAAUCGCUAGUGGACUCAACGUCCCCGAUAACAAAGGCGACUCACAUGACGAUAUCUGGCAAGCCCUCACCUAUGCUCAAGCCCAAGGCUGGCUCCACGACCCCGUCUUCAAGCCCUUCUGUCAUGACACAGGCUACGUCGUCUCAGCCUCAACGCCCAAAGCUAUCAAAGCGGUUGUUGAAGACGAAGUUGGCGAUAAAAUAGACGAGUUCACGCCUCUCAACACCGCAGAAGAGUUCAGAAAGACUAUGCCGGAAGGUGUUCUCACAGGAGACUUCCCUGGCUGGAAGGGCUUUUACAAAUCAGAGGGCUCUGGAUGGGUUCAUGCUCGAAAGGCUAUGACUGCUGCUUUUGAGGAGAGCAAGAGACUUGGUGUCAAGUUCAUUACUGGCUCACCUCAAGGUGAAGUCGAGAGUCUCGUCUUUGAGGAUGGAGAUGUUAAGGGUGCUAAGACUGUUGAUGGCAAGGAACACAGGGCUGAUCGCACAAUUCUUUCGGCUGGUGCUUCAGCGGAGCGCUUCCUCGACUUUGAAAACCAAAUUCGCCCAACAGCUUGGACCCUUGGUCACAUUCAGAUGACCCCUGAGGAAGCCAAGCUAUACAAAAAUCUUCCAGUUCUUUUCAACAUCAACAAAGGUUUCUUUAUGGAACCAGACGAGGAUCUCCACCAGCUGAAGAUGUGCGACGAACAUCCCGGCUACGUAAACUGGGUCGAAAAGCCUGGUGCUAAAUUUCCUCAAUCCAUCCCCUUCGCAAAGCAUCAAAUCCCUCUCGAGGCAGAGAGUCGCAUGAAAGAUUUCCUGCGAGACAUCAUGCCUCAUCUUGCAGACAGACCACUCGUUCAUGCUAGAAUCUGCUGGUGCGCUGAUACAUUCGAUCGAAACUUCCUCAUCACCUAUCAUCCUCGUCAUCCUUCGCUUGUUAUUGCAUCCGGUGAUUGCGGCACAGGUUAUAAGCACAUUACGUCUAUUGGCAAGUAUAUCUCUGAUUGCAUGGAGGGAACUUUGGAAGAUAGAUUUGUCAAGUUUUGGAGAUGGAGACCAGAGAAGUUUACUGCAUUUUGGGGUAAAGAUACUUUGGAUCGGUUUGGUGCUGAUGAUACCAUUAUGGAUCUGCCCAAGAGUGAGACUGAAGGAUGGACUGAUAUCAAGGAGAAUAGUGCGAAGCUGUAG